This is a messenger RNA of Camellia sinensis, 948 nucleotides long. RefSeq lists its product as uncharacterized. The record is from RefSeq and is a predicted model, not a curated record. NCBI's taxonomy places the organism in Eukaryota, Viridiplantae, Streptophyta, Magnoliopsida, Ericales, Theaceae. Gene Ontology annotation, cellular component: cytoplasm.
CGAUCCAAUCUUCCACGUCAUAUACGGUCCAAACCAUACACGGUUACACACACACACACUCUCUCUCUCUCUCUCUCUCUCUCUCCUCUGCCUCCGACGCCACUGCCACUGUGACUGCCGCACCGCCGCCGCCAUCACCUCCGUUACCGCCCUCCCUCUCUCUCUCUCUCUCUCUCUCUCUUCUUGGCCUGUUGUUUCAGGACAUCGAUUUGCUUCCGCCAACACUUCCGUCUUCACCAUCUUCAUGCCAUUUUUGGACGACGACGAUAUGAGAUAUGAAGGCUUCAAAUCUGUUGGGUUUGUGGUAGAUUUGAGAUGUGAGGGCUCUUCCUCUGCUGCUACAACCACCGAGAUGAACGAUGGAGGCUAAAUCUGUUUGAAGGCUUCAAAUCUGCUGGAUUUAUGGUAAACCUGCUUGAUCGAUCUCAUUUUGUGCUUUGAUUUGGUUUUUUUUUUAAGAUUGAUAUUAAUCAUUGAAGAUGUUUGGGAGAGCACCUAAGAAGUGCGAUAACACAAAGUACUAUGAAAUUCUUGGGGUUUUGAAGAACGCUUCACAGGAUGAUCUGAAGAAGGACUAUCGUAAAGCUGCCAUCAAAAACCAUCCUGAUAAUCCUGAAAAGACAAGAAAUGCAACAAGGUUAGUUGCUCCAGCUAUUGCUGCGGGUUUAGGUGCCUUAACACAUAAAAUCGGCACCCUCGUCCCUGUGAUAGGAGCAAGUGGAUUUACUACAACUAUUGCUGCAACUGCAACUACUAUAGAAACUGUUGUCGGUAGUUUUAGAUAAUCUCUUAAUAGUUGUCGAUAUGUUUAGAAAGUUAGAUAUGCAUAGUUUUGGAUGGUUUAAACUUUUUUUACAGUUUAGAAUUUAAGGAUAUAGUGUUUGGAAUGUAUAAACAAUUGUUAAAUGUUUAUAAUUUAUGGAUAUAGUUUCUUUUUGAUGUUUCAAA